Messenger RNA from Eupeodes corollae, 1381 nucleotides. Its product is annotated as peptidoglycan-recognition protein SC2. Gene Ontology annotation, molecular function: N-acetylmuramoyl-L-alanine amidase activity; zinc ion binding. The transcript is spliced from 5 exons. Gene Ontology annotation, biological process: peptidoglycan catabolic process. The record is from RefSeq and is a predicted model, not a curated record. Bases 451 to 1245 code for a protein of 264 amino acids. NCBI's taxonomy places the organism in Eukaryota, Metazoa, Arthropoda, Insecta, Diptera, Syrphidae.
CUUUGCUUUAGUCGAUUAACUGAAACGAAACUUUGUGCACGUUGUCCUUUUUACAAGAAAAAGUGUGUGUCUUGUUUUAAACAGUUUAAAAAAAAAAAUAUUUUAUUUUAACGUUUUUGAAUUUCGUUUCAAAAUUAAAAUUAUGAGUAUCUCUUUCAUUGGCUUUGCCGAUCACAAUUAUAUUGUAAGUGUGUGAAGUGUGAAGAUUGAUGUGUGGAUAGAAACGGGUCCGGGUCCAGAUUAGAGAUUCCCAAACUACUAGCUGCAACUUUAUGAUCAUCGUCUUGGUUGCCUUAGCAGGCAAUCCAUAACCAAAGUCAGCCACAAAUAGAUGGAGAAAAUUAAUACAACAUUUUAAGACCGAAGUAUACCAGCAAAAGCCAAUAUUCAAAAAGGGAGCAGUAUCAACUCUAACAACGGUUUCUAAACUUCCAAUAGAAUACUGCAAACAUGAUAGCGGCUCAAAUUCAAGGCUCAACUCCGAAUAACGAUAGUGAGGCCAGCAGCACAAUUGUCAUUACAAUCGAGGCAAAUGAAAAAACUCCACUUUUGGGUGGGCCCUGGAAGCAAAAUUCAUCUUCAGGAAAUUACCCACAAAAACUUAAUGGCAGUGGGCUGGAAGACUUAAAAUUUUGUGAUCUCCGAGUGCUUGGUAUAGCUGUAUUAUUGGCUGGGGGUUUUACGAUUGCAACCUAUCUUCUGGUUACGGAAUCUCGUCUACCAACAGCACGUUUCGCGUUGGAUCUGGUUAACCGCGAUGUUUGGAGUGAAGCAGUUAUUCCUUUGGGUAGGCUCCUUAACGAUUCGAAAGUUUUGCAUAUUCUAAUGGUACAAACUGGUGGGCAAAUAUGUUUGGAACUCGAAACCUGCAUGGAUAUCCUCAGAAAUAUGCAGAAGUCCCAAGGAAAUGUGCACAGUGAAAUACCUUACAAUUUCCUCAUUGGCGGUGAUGGUCAAACUUACGAAGUGAGGGGAUGGAAUCAUGAGAGUGGACUGAGUAUCUUGCCACAACAGUCAUCUUUGGUAAUUGGCUUCAUUGGUAAUUACACUUUCGUUCCACCGACUGACACCCAGUGCACCAGUGCUUUGUCUAUUGUUAAUGAAUCUAUGCAAAGGAAGAAACUUCACAACUCCUAUCAAGUUUUCGGACUGAGGAAUCUAUCAAUCUCACACUUUGACGGCGAAGCGCUCUUCAAUCGUAUAUCGAAGUGGCAGCGUUUUGUUACUCUAUUGAAUGUUUUGUAAACUUUUUUUAUCGAUGUCUUUUGUGAAAUAAAUGUUGUUUUGAUUUCAAUAAUAGAAUAUUUAUUUUAUUAGUUUAUUAAAUUAAUUUCUAAAACAAUACACAUUAUAUUUUAUGAAGAUUCAGGAUAGUAUGUUC